Messenger RNA from Sinocyclocheilus rhinocerous, 4704 nucleotides. It is a transcript of the gene ek1, whose product is annotated as eph-like kinase 1. Gene Ontology annotation, molecular function: protein binding; transmembrane-ephrin receptor activity; ATP binding. Gene Ontology annotation, biological process: ephrin receptor signaling pathway; axon guidance; protein phosphorylation. Bases 141 to 3095 code for a protein of 984 amino acids. The record is from RefSeq and is a predicted model, not a curated record. The transcript is spliced from 18 exons. Lineage: Eukaryota; Metazoa; Chordata; Actinopteri; Cypriniformes; Cyprinidae. Gene Ontology annotation, cellular component: dendrite; plasma membrane.
UGUCGGAUCCUCCUUCAAACAGGCGCGCUGUUUCCUUUCCAGUUCAGCUCAGCUCAGCUCAGUUCAGUUCUCCAGCGCAGCCACCGGCUCACCAGCCCAAGUUUACGCACAGGGAUGCGGGCGCGUGGAGCCGCCUGAAAAUGGCUCUGUGUAGGAUUUACUCUAUCCUUGCUCCUUUUCAUAUAUUGGUGUUGUGUCAAGCCUUGAGGAAUUAUCCAGAUAAUGAAGUUACUCUACUCGACUCCAUGUCCACCCCAGGUGAUCUGGGUUGGGAAGCAUACCCACCAGAGGGGUGGGAGGAGAUCAGUGUUAUGGAUGAGAGGAACAUUCCUAUGAGGACGUACCAGGUGUGCAAUGUAAUGGAAGCCUAUCAGAACAACUGGUUGCGCACUGGACUUAUCCAGCGAGAAGGUGCACAGCGUGUCUACGUGGAGAUCAAAUUCACUCUGCGUGACUGCAACAGCCUUCCGGGAGUCCCUGGAACCUGUAAGGAGACGUUUAACGUGUACUAUCACGAAUCCAACAAUGCCGUCGCUGCACCUUUGCGCCACAUUCGAGAGAGCCAGUAUGUCAAGAUUGACACUAUAGCGGCUGAUGAGAGCUUUACGCAGACCGAUGUUGGGGACCGUGUCAUGAAGUUGAAUACAGAAGUGCGAGACAUCAGUGGUCUCAGUAAGAGGGGCUUGUACCUGGCGUUUCAAGACCUGGGCGCUUGCAUUGCUCUGGUGUCGGUUAGAGUCUUUUAUAAGCGCUGUCCUCUGGCGGUGCUCAAUCUGUCCCGGUUCCCGGACACAGUGACGGGCGGCGAUUCAGCGCUGGUGGAAGUGCGCGGCACUUGUGUGGAGGAUGCGGAAGAGCUUGAGGCACCACGGAUGUUUUGCAGUGCCGAUGGAGGUUGGCUGGUGCCCAUCGGCCGCUGUGUGUGCCGGCCAGGCUUCGAGGAGGUAGAUGGACACUGCCAACCAUGUCGGUCAGGUUUCUACAAGGCCUCCGCUAUGGAUGCGUACUGCGUGAAGUGCCCCCCACACAGCUACUCCCACCAGGACAAGGCCUCAGAGUGUGUGUGUGAGAGAGGCUUCUACAGGGCCGAAUCAGACCCUCGCUCUAUGGCGUGCACAAGACCACCUUCAGCACCCGGCAAUCCUAUUUCCAUGGUGAACGAGACUGCAGUCACUCUAGAAUGGAGUCUCCCUCGUGAAAGUGGUGGACGUGGAGAUGUCACCUACAGUGUCCACUGCAGGAAGUGCUCUGGAGAAGCAGGGGCUGCGGGAGACAGUGAGAGGUGCGUUCCCUGUGGCAGCGGUCCACAUUUCAACCCCAGGCAGUUUGGCUUGACACACCCCAGAGUUCUGGUCACAGAACUGCAGCCUCACACCAAUUACACCUUCAGCAUUGAAGCCCUUAACGGAGUGUCAGACCUCAGCCCCAGUCCACGUCAACUAGUGUCCGUCAACGUCACCACCAGCCAGACAGUGAGCGUCAUCUUAAAGGAAAGGAAGGGCACCGACAGUGUAACGCUGGCAUGGCAGGGUCCAGAACCUAACGAUGGGACCGUGGUGGAAUAUGAAGUCACCUAUUAUGAAAAGAACCAGCAGGAUCAGAACUACACUGUGCUGAAGACCAAAUCCAACAGUAUGACUGUGGAUGGACUCAAGCCAGGGACCACAUACAUCUUCCGGAUUCGAGCCCGCACGGAUGGAGGCUAUGGGAACUACAGGGGAGAGAUUGAGUUGGAGACAAGCCAUGAAGAUAUGCUGGCUGUUGGAGAUCCCACUCAGCAAACCAUACUGGCCAUCUCUGUGGCAGGCGGAGCGGUGCUUCUGGUGUUGCUGGUGGCCUGUUUUGUUGUGAGUGGACGGCGCUGUGGAUAUAUUAAAGCAAAGCAAGACCCUGAGGAAGAGAAAAUGCAGUUUCAGCAUGGACGAGUCAAACUUCCCGAAACCCGCACAUACAUUCACCCGCAUACGUACGAGGACCCCAACCAGGCGGUGCGAGACUUCGCCAAAGAGAUCGAAGUUUCCAACAUACGGAUUGAAAGAGUUAUUGGGGCCGGUGAGUUUGGUGAGGUCUGCAGUGGCCGUCUGAGGCUGCCCAGUAAGAGGGAGAUCCAGGUGGCCAUCAAGAGUCUGAAAGCCGGAUAUUCAGAGCAGCAGAGACGUGACUUUCUGAGUGAGGCCAGCAUCAUGGGCCAAUUCGACCAUCCCAACAUCAUUCGACUGGAGGGAGUCGUUACCAGAUGUAAGCCUGUGAUGAUUGUGACAGAGUACAUGGAAAAUGGAUCUCUGGACACUUUUUUGAAGAAACACGAUGGGCAGUUCACGGUGAUCCAGCUGGUGGGAAUGAUGCGUGGGAUAGCCACGGGGAUGCAGUACCUCUCAGAGAUGAACUAUGUGCACCGGGAUUUGGCGGCACGGAACAUUCUGGUGAACGGAAACCUGGUGUGUAAAGUGUCUGACUUCGGGCUGUCGCGCGUGUUAGAGGACGAUCCCGAGGCGGAGUAUACUACACGGGGGGGUAAGAUUCCCAUUCGAUGGACAGCCCCUGAGGCCAUCACCUACAGGAAGUUCACAUCAGCCAGUGAUGUGUGGAGUUACGGCAUUGUCAUAUGGGAGGUGAUAUCCUAUGGGGAACGACCGUACUGGGAAAUGUCCAAUCAGGACGUGAUAAAAGCUAUAGAUGAAGGCUACAGGCUACCGGCUCCAAUGGACUGUCCGGUGGUGCUUCACCAGCUCAUGCUAGACUGCUGGGAAAAGAACCGCAGCGAUCGGCCAAAAUUCGGGCAGAUUGUCAGUACCCUGGACAGGCUGAUCCGGAACCCAAGCAGCAUGAAGCAGCUGGCCAACACUGCAGACUGGGAGGACCCAGUGACUCCUGAGGCGGGAGUCAGCACGGUGGAAGACUGGCUGGACUUGAUUAAAAUGGGUCGGUACAAGGAACACUUUUCCAGCGCCGGCUACGUCACCCUGGACUCAGUUCUGUACGUCAGCACCAGUGAACUGGAUAAGAUGGGCGUAGCAAUGACAGGCCAUCAGAAAAAGAUCUUGUCUAGUAUCCAGUGUCUUCAGGCACACCAUGGGACACAGGUUCAGCACUGAAGUUCAUCAGCCCUACAGGAGAAUGGGCCGGUACCUUCCCCUUUUUGAUCCGCAUCCAGAAAGGCAGUAGAUCGCUGCGGAUGUCCGAGAUUGUGGACUUUAAAAGUGGAUAUCUUAUCGAUCCAAGUGAAGUAAGGACAAGAAUCAACACCAUUUGACAUCACAGCACUGUGAACAUCACGCUUCACUCCUCUUUGUACAGAAGACCUUGAGAAGAAACACCGAUUGUGUCUUGUGAAUCUUUUAACUGUUCUGAGCACGAUACUAGUAAGAUUUUCUUCAAUAAGACACUUAAUGUGAACUGCGAGGAUGAGGAAAGCUUCAGCGAGAUGUCCUUGCAAACUUGUGUAUGUGGAAAUAGUUUAGAAACAUUCAGACUCGCCUUUAAAAAGCAAUGAAGCACUGAUCUCUCUUUCGCACAUACGCACACAUUUAAACGCUACAUAGAAGGGCCGCUCCUUGACCCCGAAUGCCACUCCGGCCUGCUCCCGUCAAGCCCUCGGCAGCGUCUUUGGAAUAUGUUAAUUCCACCGUAGAGAUCUUCGAGUUUAGAGUGCCCACGCUUGUCACUUUUGACAAGUUCUGACAUCCAAUGUGCAGCAACAGAAACGAGAGACAUUUAAGGAAUGAAAAGUAAUUGUUGCUUCACAAACAGAGACCUGACAGGGGGCAGAUGUCGUCCUUCCUUCACACUGGCAGCAACUUUCAGUCGUCUUUUUCAACACGUUGAUGUGGAGCCGCUUCAUUUGAUGUGGCUUUCCUUCUAAUUUCAUUGCCUAUUUAAAGUAAUUUCGCCUCAUUACAUGCGCUUCAUCACAAACAUGAACGUCUUUUUUGGAAGGAGGAAGAAUAUGUGUUGAGCUUUUUAUGAGGGAGACUUUAUUCCUAAAUCAUCCUGGUGUUGAUGGAGCUGCACUCAGUGGACUGUUGAACCUAUAUUUGGGUUGGACCUCAUUUAGCGUAGAUCUCUGGUGCUUACCGAGUGCUUGCUACCUUCAGAUUACAUUUCCAUAUGAUCUGAUAACAGAAUGGAGGAACUUAAACAUUUUAGCAUACACUUUCCAUGUCAUUUCAUGCACCAUGUUCACAAUCCUGUGUAAAAAGGUGUCCACAACAGAUGCUGGUGCUUUAAAAAUAGCUUCAUCCUCCAUUUUCUGGUUUCUCGCCCCAAGUUUCUUGGCAGUGCUUUGUUCCGCGCUUGGAAACGUGUGAUUGAAGAAAAAACGAUUGUAUUGCAGUAGAAAUUGAGACAUUGUACAGUGUUGGUUAUUGUAUUUGUACAGUAAUGACUUAGUGUUUUGAAGGUUUUUGUCAGUUGUAAAUUAAGGCAAGGUGGUAACUCUUAUUUUAACCUUCAACUCUAGCUUUGGACAGACGAGGAUUGUGAGGCUGUAGAAUGUAAUGGAUAAUUUAGCUUUAAAGUGUUGGGGAAAGCUAAGCAUUCUCAGGAUUGUUGUUUGUCACUGAUACACGAUUUCAAUAUGGCAGCAGAUCAGACAGAACUACCAACUCAGUUCUGUCGUCUAAGGAUACACUUCCUGUUCGAUGCCUUUCAGUUUCAUUGUUCUUAUUUAAGUUUUGUCAUUACAAGUCCUCCAUUUAUACACUA